AUGGAAGCUUUGUUACUGAAUUCUUCCUCCUUUGCUCCGAGUAGACUCGCAAGAGUGUCCGAAAAGUGUGAUCAGAGCUUUCGCCUUUGGAGGAAGAAGAGUACUCUUGUGCAUUGCCAAGGAGGUGGUAAUGCUAUAAAGACUAGUAGUAAUAGUAGUAGUGGAUUCUCUUCUAUUUUGACAACAAGAAAAGACUUGGACAAAGGAAACUUGGUUUUGUCUCCUAAUGGAAAAAGCCAAGCUGAGAAUAAUAUUGCAGUCAAAGAUUUGGUGCCUUUUGUGGAAAUGCAUGAUGGUAUUGGAAUUCUACACUUUCUUAGAGGGAAAAGCUUUUUUGUAACUGGUGCAACUGGGUUUCUAGCAAAAGUUCUUAUUGAAAAGAUGUUGAGGACAACGCCUGAUGUAGGAAAGAUAUAUCUUUUGAUCAAGGCCAAGAACAAGGAGGCUGCAAUGGGAAGGCUAAAAAAUGAAAUCAUAAACACAGAGCUUUUCAAGCGUCUCCAGCAAACUUAUGGAAAAUCUUAUCAAGCUUUCAUGUUGAGCAAACUAGUCCCUGUGGUGGGAAAUGUCUGCGAAUCUGAUCUCGGACUCGACGAUGCCUUAGCCGGAACAAUUGCGAAAGAAGUUGACGUCAUUGUGAAUUCUGCAGCCAACACAACAUUUGACGAAAGAUAUGAUGUUGCUCUGAGUAUAAACACAAAAGGGCCUUGUCACCUUAUGAACUUUUCAAAGAAAUGUAAGAAACUCAAGCUCUUCCUCCAAGUAUCAACAGCUUAUGUGAAUGGACAAAGACAAGGAAGGAUUAUGGAGAAGCCCUUCCGUAUAGGAGAAACCAUAGCAGGCGAAAAGUUCAUUUCCGAAACCCCGCCAGGACGGCUACCUAUGCUCGAUGUCAAAAACGAAAUGAAAUUGGCUUGGACUUCAAAGGAAGCUUUUGAAAACAAUGCCAUGACUCAGAAGAUGAAAGAGUUGGGUCUACAGAGGGCACAACAAUAUGGAUGGCAAGAUACUUAUGUGUUCACAAAGGCCAUGGGAGAAAUGAUGAUUGAUAGUAUGAGGGGAGAUGUGCCUGUGGUCAUAAUCAGACCAAGUGUUAUUGAAAGUACAUGCAAAGAGCCCUUCCCUGGUUGGAUGGAAGGAAAUAGGAUGAUGGAUCCAAUAAUUUUGUACUAUGGUAAAGGCCAGCUGACAGGUUUUCUAGUGGACCCAAAUGGUGUACUUGAUGUGGUCCCAGCUGACAUGGUUGUUAAUGCAACCUUGGCAGCCAUGGCAAAGCAUGGAUUGUCUCAGAAACCGGAUAUCAAUGUUUACCAGAUUGCCUCUUCAGUUGUGAAUCCACUAGUCUUUCAAGACCUUGCCAGACUGCUAUAUCAACACUAUAACUCCUCACCAUGUGUGGACCCCAGUGGUAAGCCAAUCCAUGUUCCUUCCAUGAAGCUUUUUCGCUCAAUGGACGAUUUCUCCGAGCACCUUUGGAGAGAUACUGCUCAGCGAAACGGGCUAACAUCAAUGGCUUCAUCGAACAUGAAGCUGUCUCAGAAACUCGAGGUCAUUUGUAGAAAAUCAGUGGAGCAGGCCAAGCACUUGGCUAAUAUUUAUGAGCCAUACACUUUCUAUGGUGGCAGGUUUGAUAACAGCAACACUCAAAUAUUGAUGGAAAGCAUGUCCGAGGAAGAGAAGAGAAAGUUCGGAUUUGAUGUGGAGAACAUUGAUUGGACAGAUUACAUAACAAAUGUUCAUAUUCCUGGUCUUCGGAGGCAUGUCAUGAAGGGCAGAGGGAUGCCAAGCUAG
This is a messenger RNA of Morus notabilis, 1791 nucleotides long. RefSeq names its product fatty acyl-CoA reductase 2. The record is from RefSeq and is a predicted model, not a curated record. Lineage: Eukaryota; Viridiplantae; Streptophyta; Magnoliopsida; Rosales; Moraceae. Gene Ontology annotation, molecular function: alcohol-forming very long-chain fatty acyl-CoA reductase (NADP+) activity. Gene Ontology annotation, cellular component: intracellular membrane-bounded organelle. Bases 1 to 1791 code for a protein of 596 amino acids. Gene Ontology annotation, biological process: long-chain fatty-acyl-CoA metabolic process; suberin biosynthetic process. The transcript is spliced from 10 exons.